Molecule: messenger RNA, 216 nt
Organism: Peniophora sp. CBMAI 1063
Lineage: Eukaryota; Fungi; Basidiomycota; Agaricomycetes; Russulales; Peniophoraceae
Source: the annotation of a GenBank genome assembly
AUGAAGAGGUUCGACCGGAAUUUCUGGAGCUGCGGGGACUACAAAGAGGAGGAUGGUGGGCCCGGACCGCAGGACAAGCACUGUCGCGAGAGGCGCGUGAAGCGGCUACGAGGCGAGGUCGAAGUGAGGGGCACGCAGGACGAUGGAAUGGGCAACAACACGGACCACGGACGCGUCGCGCGCCGCGGAGCGGGCUCUCUCCAUUGCAUUCGAUAA